Messenger RNA from Amoebophrya sp. A120, 154 nucleotides. Lineage: Eukaryota; Dinophyceae; Syndiniales; Amoebophryaceae. The record is from the annotation of a GenBank genome assembly.
GCCAGUUGAUGCAAAUGAAUUUGCGUCGCAACAGCGUUCUGGUACCACUGUCGACGUCGCACGCACGACUCGCGGAGAUUUCGGAUCGGUUGUGCAAGACCCUUACGAAUCUGUUCAAAGACAAUCACGCGACGGACCGGCGAGUGGCCAAAGC